UUAUUCAGAUUGGAUCAUGUGAAAGGGAAGUUCAGGACCUCAGUUUGCGAUGAGAGGAAUGUAAAUUUCUUUAGAAAACAAACACACUGUAAUCUGCAGGACGAAACAGCCAAAAUGAGUAUCUCUGGGGACCAGGACAUAAAGAUGUUCGAGCUGUGGGAGAGGAACAUGUCUUGGAGUAAAGUUAAGAGAUCAAAUUCAUCUGAACCCAGCUGUGUGUCCAUGAAGAGCGACUGGUCACAGGAUCCUCCAGCAAACUUCAGAGACCGAGGCUGUUCUACUGACCUAAGUUUGAUGGAAGGUAAGAAAUCAGCUUCACCUGAACCCAGCUGUGUGUCCAUGAAGAGCGACUGGUCACAGGAUCCUCCAGCAAACUUCAGUGAUAGAGACUGCUCCACUGAAUUACGGGUGCUAAGAGACAAAUCAAAAGUCACCUACAGAAAUCAUGUGGAGUCCAUAUUCAAGAAGCUGGAAAUCAAAAUCAUCACAAUGUUAAAGAAUGAGGUGAAGAGAUUUAAGGAGCUCCUGAUUCCGGAUUACUCCGAAUGCUCUGUGAUGGAAGAGGAGGAUAAGGAGGGUCAGAACGAUGUCAGAGAAGGAGCGCUGAAGAUCACACUGCAUGUCCUAAAAAACAUGAACCAGAUAGAUCUCGCUGAUACAUUAAAAACCAAGCUCUUACCUACAUAUCAAGAAAAACACAAAUUCAAAUUGAGGAAGAAAUUUAAAAGAAUUAAUGAAGGAAUCUCACAGCAUGAAACCUCCACACUGCUGAAUGAGAUCUACACAGAUCUCUACAUCACAGAGGGUUGGAGUGGAGACGUCAAUAAUGAACAUGAGGUGAGACAGAUUGAGACAGCGUCCAGGAGACCAGCAACACAGGAGACACCCAUCAAAUGUAAUGAGCUCUUUAAAGACAAGUCCAUCAGAACUGUGCUGACUAAAGGAGUUGCUGGAAUUGGAAAAACAGUCUCUGUGCAGAAGUUCAUUCUGGACUGGGCUGAAGGAAAAGCAAAUCAGGACAUCUUUUUCAUGUUUCCACUUCCCUUUAGAGAGCUGAAUCUGAUGAAGCAGAAAAAUCUCAGUCUGAUGAAUCUUCUUCAUCACUUUUUCCCAGAAAUUAAAGAAUUAACAUCAAUGGACUGUGACUCCUACAAAGUGGUGUUGAUCUUUGAUGGUCUGGAUGAGUGUCGACUUCCUCUAAAUUUCCAGAACAAUGAGAGAUUGUGUGAUGUGACAGAGUCAGCCUCAGUGGAUGUGAUGCUGACAAACCUCAUCAAGGGGAAUCUGCUUCCCUCUGCUCUCCUCUGGAUAACCUCUCGACCAGGAGCAGCCAAUCAGAUCCCUCCUGAGUGUGUAGACCAGGUAACAGAGGUACGAGGGUUCAGUGAUCCUCAGAAAGAGGAGUACUUCAGGAAGAGGAUCAGUGAUCAGAGCCUGGCCAAUAAUAUCGUCACACACAUGAAGUCUUCAAGAAGCCUCUACAUCAUGUGCCACAUCCCAGUCUUCUGCUGGAUCUCAGCCACUGUUCUAGAGAGAAUGUUGUGUGAAGCGGAGAGUGGAGAGAUCCCCAAGACUCUGACUCAAAUGUUCACACACUUCCUGAUCUUUCAGAUCAAACACAGGGACCAAAAGUACCAUCAGAAGUGUGACUCUGAUCCUCAGCAGACCAGAGAGAGUAUCCUGGCUCUGGGAAAACUGGCUUUCCAACAGCUGGAGAAAGGAAACCUGAUCUUCUAUGAGGAAGACCUGAGAGAGUGUGGCAUUGAUGUCAGAGAAGCUUCAGUGUACUCAGGAGUGUGUACCCAAAUCUUCAGAGAGGAGUUUGGGCUUCACCUGGGGAAGGUGUUCAGCUUUGUACAUCUGAGUGUUCAGGAGUUUCUGGCUGCUUUAUACGCAUUUAUUUCCUUUGUCUUGAAAAAGAGAAAUGUGUUUGUGGAGCAAAGCACUGGACAUUUUAAUCUCUUCAGGAAUCCAAACAUGUCUGAUUUCCUCAGGAGUGCAGUGGACAAGGCCUUACAGAGUGAGAAUGGACACCUGGACCUGUUCCUCCGUUUCCUUCUGGGUCUCUCACUGGAGUCCAAUCAGACUCUCUUACAAGACCUACUGCCUCAGACAAGAAGCAGCUCUCAAAGCAAACAGAAAACAGUCGAGUAUAUCAAGAAGAUGAUCAGGGAGAAUCCAUCUCCAGAGAAAUCCAUCAAUCUGUUCCACUGUCUGAAUGAACUGAAUGAUCGUUCUCUAGUGCAAGAAGUACAACAUUACCUGAACAGAACAGAUAACAGUCGUCUCAGUGGAGUCAGACUCUCUCCUGCUCAGUGGUCCGCUCUGGUGUUUGUAAUUCUGAACUCAGAAGAAGAGCUGGAUGUAUUUGAUUUGAGUAAAUAUGACAGAUCAGAUGAGUGUCUUCUGAGGCUGCUGCCAGUUGUUAAAGCCUCCAGAAAAGCUGUGUUGCGUUGGUGUAACCUCUCAGAGGAAAGCUGUAGAGUUCUGUCCUCAGUUCUCAGCUCAAACUCCUCCAGUCUGAGAGAACUGGACCUGAGUAACAACAAACUGAAGGAUUCAGGAGUGAAGCUGCUCUCUGCUGGACUGGAGAAUCCACACUGUACACUGGAGAUACUGAGGUUGUGGAGUUGUAAUCUCACAGGGAAAAGCUGUAGAGUUCUGUCCUCAGUUCUCAGCUCAAACUCCUCCAGUCUGAGAGAACUGGACCUGAGUUACAAUAACCUGCAGGAUUCAGGAGUGAAGCUGCUCUCUGCUGGACUGGAGAAUCCACACUGUAAAUUGGAGACACUGAGGCUGUUUAAUUGCAAUAUUACAUUUAAGGGCUGUGCUGCGCUGGCUUCAGCUCUGAAAUCAAACCCUUCAUCAAACCUGAGAGAACUGGACCUGAACUACAAUAAACCAGUAGAAUCAGGAGUGAAGCUGCUCUCUGAUCUACUGAAGGAUCCUCGCUGUAAACUAGAGACAUUACACCUACGGAAGUGUAAUCUCACAGAGGAAUGCUGUAGAGUUCUGUCCUCAGUUCUCGGCUCAAACUCCUCCAGUCUGAGAGAACUGGACCUGAGUAACAAUAAUCUGCAGGAUUCAGGAGUGAAGCUGCUCUCUGCUGGACUGGAGAAUCCACACUGUACACUGGAGACACUGAGUCUUGACCGCUGCCGUAUUACAGGUGAGGGCUGUGCUUCUCUGGCUUCAGCGCUGAAAACAAACCCUUCAUCACACCUGAAAGAACUGAACUUGAACGGCAACAAUCCGGGAGAAUCAGGAGUGAAGCUGCUCUCUGAUCUACUGAAGGAUCCACACUGUAAACUGGAGACACUACAGCUGUCUGACUGCAGUAUUACAAGCAAAGGCUGUGCUUUUCUGGCUUCAGCUCUGAAAUCAAACCUUUCAUCACACUUGAAAGAACUGAACCUGGACUAUAAUACACCAGGAGAAUCAGGAGUGAAGCUGCUCUCUGAUCUAGUUAAAGAUGCACAUUGUAGACUGGAGAAACUACAGAUCUGUUCUGAGUCUCAUGCACACAGGAUGUGAUUUUACAUGGGUGCAGCUGUGGUUAUGUUCUUAUUGGCUAAUGCUCUGAACACAUCUACAGCAAAGGACAAUGUGCACAGUCUGUACCUCAAAUAUGUGUACAGACCUGAGCUUUAUUGUUGGUUGGAACCUCCUGAUGUCAAAGAAGCUUCUGUAUUGUCAGACCUCAGUCGAUGAACACUCCACUCUCUGACCCUCAGCACAAGAGUUGUGAUGUAGAGGAGGAAGAUGAUAAAUAGCACCGGUACAAUCACACAGCCUAUACAAAAGGGCUCUGACUCUUCGCCCCCAAAAAACUCUCUUGGCCUUCAUUCCCUCAUGGAACUCUCAGAAGAUGUUUACAGUUUUUCUGGUGCAUAGUGCUGGACCACUUUCCAGACAAGGUCACGAUGUACAUUGUGAGAGGUUGUCCACAAAGGCUAUGAAUAGAUGUUCCUUUUGUUCAUGGCACUUUUCCUACAGCCUCCGUACAGCGUGGAGCAUGUCCACAGUACUUCUGUUCCUCCUGAAGCCACACUGGGAUUCUUCAGUGAUGUUGUCAGUAAGCCUGCAGAGCCUAACCUGUGCCGGGACUACAAUGACUGAUAUUCCCCUGCUGUUGCCACAGACAGAUUCGUCACCAUUGUUUUUAAAAACAGUAAUAAUUAAUGCAUCUUGCCACUGCUGAAAGACACAUUCUCAUAAUAAUAAUAAUAAUAAUAAUAAUAAUAAUA
Pangasianodon hypophthalmus (striped catfish) is the source of this 4247-nucleotide messenger RNA. RefSeq names its product NACHT, LRR and PYD domains-containing protein 12-like. The transcript has 14 exons. NCBI's taxonomy places the organism in Eukaryota, Metazoa, Chordata, Actinopteri, Siluriformes, Pangasiidae. The record is from RefSeq and is a predicted model, not a curated record. Gene Ontology annotation, molecular function: protein binding. Bases 115 to 3534 code for a protein of 1139 amino acids.